Molecule: messenger RNA, 942 nt
Organism: Cladophialophora bantiana CBS 173.52
Lineage: Eukaryota; Fungi; Ascomycota; Eurotiomycetes; Chaetothyriales; Herpotrichiellaceae
Exons: 2
Coding region: 1-942 (313 amino acids)
Biological process (GO): fatty acid beta-oxidation
Cellular component (GO): mitochondrion
Molecular function (GO): enoyl-CoA hydratase activity
Source: RefSeq, a predicted model, not a curated record
AUGAGGCCAGAAGACACAAACUUCUUCCGAGAAAACGAAACGGGCGAAGCUAAUCAACAAUACAUCCCGUGCAUUGUGCUCGCAGAGAAAGCGACCAACCCGGACGCCAAUCCUGGAACACAAAUGUCUCUUAGAUCAAGGCCAUCGCAGUUUGAACAUUUUUACGUCUCUUUCCCGCAUGACAAAAUCAUUCAGGUCACUUUGAAUAGACCAGAGAAACUGAACAGUAUCAACAAAGCCACGAGCCGUGAAAUUCAACAGAUAUGGGGGCUUUUCGACCAAGAUGAAAGUCUAUGGGUCGGAAUCAUCACUGGCGCGGGGAGAGCUUUCUGUACUGGAGCAGAUUUACAAGAAUGGAACGAGAUGAACAAAACGGGUGUGGUCAACGACAUGUCUGCUCCCGGUCUCGCUGGGCUGCCCCGUCGAGCUGGUAAAAAGCCGAUCAUUGCUGCGGUGAACGGUAUUUGCAUGGGAGGCGGCUUCGAGAUGGUGGCCAACUGCGACCUCGUCAUAGCUUGCUCCUCGGCAAUUUUCUCCCUACCGGAAGUGAAGCGAGGUAUCGUCCCCGUGGCAGGCUGUCUACCACGGCUGACACGUACACUGGGACUGCAACGUACCACCGACCUUGUUCUGACUGGCAGAAACGUGAGGGCCAAGGAGCUUCAUGACUGGGGUCUAGUUAGUCGGGUGGUGGAAUCUGCCGCUGAAGUUGUUCCCGUGGCAAUUCAAGUCGCCCAGGACAUGUGCAGGAACAGUCCGGAUGCGUUGAUUGUUGGCCGGCUGGGUAUUCGGCAGAGCUGGGAAGCGGGUAGCGUGGAGGAGGCCGUGUCGAUUCUUGCUGAUCGAUGGUACCCUCGCCUGAUGGCUGGACCCAACUUCUCGGAGGGGAUUCAGGCAUUUGUGGAGAAACGGUCGCCAAACUGGAUAGAUUCGAAGUUGUGA